AUGGACAAAUUCCUGGUGAAGAAGGCUCCCAGGAACCGUUUGGGACAGGGUGAGGAGAAGAGCUUGGGGGAAGGACAAGAUCAGGCAGGUGAAGACCCAGCUCAGUUGGGAGGAGAGGAGAGAAGCCUAAGGAAAAGGCCCAGAAGAGACUUGGUGGAGGAUGGAACGGACUCGGCAGGCCCCCGCUGGCAGCACAUUCGGGCUGAGGGCCUGGACUGUGACUACACAGUCCUGUAUGACAGAGCUGAGGCAGAUGAGAUUUUCCGAGAGCUGGAGAAAGAAGUAGAAUAUUUUACAGGGGCGCUGGCCAGGGUGCAGGUGUUCGGGAAGUGGCAUGAUGUACCAAGGAAGCAAGCAACUUACGGUGACGCCGGGGUGACCUACACGUUUUCAGGCCUCACUCUGUCUCCGAAGCCCUGGAUCCCGGUCCUCGAGCGCAUCCGGGAGCGCGUUUCCCAGGUGACUGGACAGAUCUUCAACUUUGUGCUCGUCAACAGGUAUCGAGACGGUUGUGACCACAUCGGAGAACACCGAGAUGAUGAGCGGGAACUGGCUCCCAGGAGCCCCAUCGCUUCCGUCUCCUUCGGAGCCUGCAGGGAUUUCUUCUUCCGGCAUAAGGACUCUCGGGGGAAGAGCCCAUCUCGGCGGAUGGACGUGCUGCGGCUCCAGCUGGCCCACGGAAGUUUACUGCUGAUGAAACCUCCAACCAACACCCACUGGUAUCAUAGUCUUCCUGUCCGGAAGAAGGUGCUGGCUCCACGGGUCAAUCUGACAUUUCGUAAAGUUCUGCCUUCUAAAACAUAA
Molecule: messenger RNA, 804 nt
Organism: Chrysochloris asiatica (Cape golden mole)
Lineage: Eukaryota; Metazoa; Chordata; Mammalia; Afrosoricida; Chrysochloridae
Gene: ALKBH2
Product: alkB, alkylation repair homolog 2 (E. coli)
Exons: 3
Coding region: 1-804 (267 amino acids)
Biological process (GO): DNA repair
Source: RefSeq, a predicted model, not a curated record